Messenger RNA from Ornithodoros turicata, 636 nucleotides. RefSeq lists its product as uncharacterized. The transcript has a single exon. Bases 1 to 636 code for a protein of 211 amino acids. The record is from RefSeq and is a predicted model, not a curated record. NCBI's taxonomy places the organism in Eukaryota, Metazoa, Arthropoda, Arachnida, Ixodida, Argasidae.
AUGGCUUCGCCGCCUAACCAGCCGGAACGAGAGACCGGAACCAGCUGCAAGAUACUGCAGGAAUUGCUUUUGGCGGAAGAACUCGGGGACCGGCGCCCAAGCCAACUACUGCAACGCAUGCAGAAUCUCCUGGGCGACCGCGCGCAGACGUUCGAUCCCCAGCUAAUGAAACAGCUGUUCUUGCAACGUGUCCCUGCAAACGUACAAAUGAUCCUGGCAACAGCUUCGGCCCUGCCGCUUCAGGAGCUCGCAGUGCGUGCCGACCGCAUCAUGGAGGUCGCUGCUCCAUCGCUGUGCGCCUUCUCGCCGCCGACCCUGCCUACGAUACUCCCAAUCAGCCGUCCUCACGAGUCUACCUCUAAUUCUGAUACCCUGUCUCGGUUGCAAGCAGACGUCGCUGACGUCACCGAAAUGGUAGCUGCUCUACGUACUUCUCGGCAGUUUCGCCCCCGGUUCCGGCGUCCUCGCCGUCAGUCCCGAUCUCCUUCCUAUGCACGGGGUCGCAACCGGUCACCAUCCACCGGCCCUGCGCCUGAUGACUCCGGACCUUGUUGGUACCAUUACCGCUUCGGAGCGCGCGCCCGCCGAUGCGAAAGCCGCUGUUCCUGGACGGGAAAUAUUCCCGGAGACCGCUAG